Molecule: messenger RNA, 2226 nt
Organism: Nerophis ophidion (straightnose pipefish)
Lineage: Eukaryota; Metazoa; Chordata; Actinopteri; Syngnathiformes; Syngnathidae
Gene: pex12
Product: peroxisomal biogenesis factor 12
Exons: 4
Coding region: 241-1293 (350 amino acids)
Biological process (GO): protein import into peroxisome matrix; protein monoubiquitination
Cellular component (GO): peroxisomal membrane; peroxisomal importomer complex
Molecular function (GO): protein binding; zinc ion binding; ubiquitin-protein transferase activity
Source: RefSeq, a predicted model, not a curated record
UGGAAAAAAGUAACUCAAUGCGGAAGUGACGUCAUGUGAUUUUGCAGCGCGUGUGAAAGGUUUUACGGAACUAUAUAAACAUGUAGCUACUGUACCAUAACAAUAUUUUUCUGUUUUUUUAAAGUGCCAUGAUGUAUAAUGUUGGUGAAAAAGUAUCAUGUUGACUAAGCUGGAAGAGGACGCCACAACUUCAUCAUUUAGCUGAGGUUCAGCUUUGUGUGUGGUAGGUCAGCAGCAGUCAUGGCUGAGGCCGGAGCUCAUCUUACCUACGGCAGUGCGAGGGAGCAGCCGUCCAUCUUUGAGGUCUUGGCUCAAGAGUCUCUGAUGGAGGCAGUGAAACCAGCACUGAGACAUGCUGUCAAGGUUCUGGCAGAGUCCAACCCCUCUUUCUUUGGGUUCCUGUGGCGGCGCUUUGAUGAGUUCUACCUGCUGCUGGAUGUCCUCCUGCAGAAUCACUUCCUGUUUCACUGUAGCGCCUCCUUCUCUGAGAACUUCUACGGACUGAAAAGGGUUACAGGAGGACGGGGCCAUCCUGUUUGCCUGGGGCUUCCAAGAAAGACCUGCUGGAUGUCUCUUCUCCUUCUCUGCCUGGUGCCUUAUCUGCGGGCCAAGCUGGAGGCCAGGUGUGCGCGCCAAAGGGAAGAGGAAGACUUCUCCAUACGGCUCGCACAGAGCAGGACCCAGAGGCUGUACCGGGCGGCGGUGGCAGCUUACCCGUAUGUCAACACAGCUUGGCAGUCCUGGGUCUUCUGUCAGCAGCUGCUCUUUGUCUUCGGAGCGGUGCGUACCCACAGUCCUUUGCUGUGGCUGGCGAACGUCCGACUGGCUCGGCUCACCGCGCGAGAUGUCCGAGACAUGGAGCCGAACGCCAGCAAAAGUGGCAGCCAGGCUGGUGCCAGCGUGUCACAGAGGAUGUGGUGGGUGACGUCACAAGCGGCGAAGGCCGUGGGCAUCUCCCUCUCCACCUCCCUCUCUAUGGGGGUCUUCUUCUUACAGUUCCUGGAGUGGUGGUACUCCUCCGACAACCAGGCCACCGUGAAAAACCUCACCUCCCUCCCCGUGCCUCCACCCCCCAUCCACCUGCAGACGGCCGACUAUAGCGAGAGCCGUGACAACACGCACUGUCCGCUUUGCCGGAGGCUCCGGGUAAACGCCACCGCCCUGUCCACGUCGGGCUUUGUCUUCUGUUAUCGCUGCGUGUAUACGUACGUGAAAGCCAAACGCCGCUGUCCGCUCACCGGCUUCCCGACAGAGUUGCAGCACCUCAUCAAGAUCUACUCGCCAGAGAGCUAGAUCACUUGACCGACUUGGUCCAGUUCCACGUCUCAUUUAUAACAGUACAGUCAAAUUUUAUCAAUCUAAUUAAAUAAAGUGGAGCAAUUCCAACCCAAUCUCAGCUUCACAAUACUUUGGAUAUAAAUUUACAAAGCAAUUGAGCAUGAUUGACUCACAAUUCCUUAGUUUUUGGUACUUAGCAAUUGUUUUUACAGUGAACACAUUUGACACUCUUGCCAGUGAUAUAAUCAAUAUUAUAUGAUAUUACAAAUAAUUUCUUUACCACAUGUUUACGGCGCCUGUUAGUCACAGACAUAUUGCAACUGAGCACUAAUAAAAUAUUCAUAAUAAAAAAAAAAAAGACUAUGCACAAAAUGUCGAAAAACUAUGUCAACUAACUGCAAAAAAGUUUCAUUAUCAUUAUGUUUCUGUGCAAACAAUGACUCGUUUCCGCCUCAGUUAUGUCAAUGUGAAGUCAACGCAAACGUGUUCCACUGUACAAGGUUUUGCACCCACAGUGGUGUCCACAAUACACAUAAAUGAGUGCGCAAAACUCGCAUCUCUGAACUUUGACAGAGUACACCUAAUAAACAGUUUAUGGUUAAUCAUAUUAUUUUGGUUGGAUGUAUCACAUCUCGGUUGUUUAUGUGCUAUGAAGAAAAAAAAAUUGUAAAUUUUUUGGUUAAGAUUUAAUGUCUUGACUUUGACUCCUGUGGUUCUGGAGCUUCUUGAAAAUAGCGCAAAAAAGGUGACGUUUGUGUUUGUACAACGUGAACUUUUUAACUCCGAAGUAAACGUUGCAACUGUAAUCAAGGCUGCUCUUGUAGAGUAAUUGAAAUGAAUAUGAUGUAUAAUUUGUCUUACAGAAUUGAUACAUGGAUUAUAUGUCAAAUCAAUACUUCAUGGGUUUUUUAAAUAUUUAAUAAAGUUUAAUAAACAGACUAUUGGAAA